AUGGUAUUCUUUGAUUUCAUGCUGCAGGUGGUUGAGGCUGCCCGUCACUGCUACAGUCGCAGAGUUUUCCAUCGUGACAUCAAGGCAGAAAACCUUCUUUUCAACACCGACACCAUGGAUGUCAAACUAAUUGACUUUGGCUGCGGCGAUUUGUGGCAGGACACACCCUACGAGGAAUAUGCAGGAACUCCACAAUUCUGGCCUCCAGAAUGGAUUCAACAGGAUGCGUAUUAUGCCGACUCUGCGACAGUCUGGGGUCUUGGCAUACUCCUCUUUAGUCUUGUAUGUGGAGAAAUGCCCUUCCAAAAUGAAGAGGAAAUUGUUGAUGGGAGCCUCCAUUUCAAGCCUACCUUGUCUCAAGCCUGUCACCAUCUGAUAAAGUGGUGCUUGGAACAGGACCCUACCAAACGGCCAAGCCUCACACAGAUCAGCGAACACGAGUGGUUCACAGACGUCUUUCAAGACCAGGAACUCCACAUUUCUGGCCUCCAGAAUGGAUUCAACAGGAUGCGUAUUAUGCCGACUCUGCGACAAUCUGGGGUCUUGGCAUACUCCUCUAUAGUCUUUUAUGUGGAGAAAUGCCCUUCCAAAAUGAAGAGGAAAUUGUUGAUGGGAGCCUCCAAGCCUAGCUUGUCUCAAGCCUGUCACCAUGUGAUAAAGUGGUGCUUGGAACAGGACCCUACCAAACGGCCAAGCCUCACACAGAUCAGCGAACACGAGUGGUUCACAGACGUCCUUCAAGACCAGGUUCUAGACUAG
This is a messenger RNA of Neoarius graeffei (lesser salmon catfish), 759 nucleotides long. RefSeq names its product serine/threonine-protein kinase pim-1-like. Gene Ontology annotation, cellular component: cytoplasm. Gene Ontology annotation, molecular function: ATP binding; protein serine/threonine kinase activity. NCBI's taxonomy places the organism in Eukaryota, Metazoa, Chordata, Actinopteri, Siluriformes, Ariidae. The coding region runs from base 1 to 759 and encodes 252 amino acids. Gene Ontology annotation, biological process: protein autophosphorylation; regulation of mitotic cell cycle; negative regulation of apoptotic process. The transcript has 5 exons. The record is from RefSeq and is a predicted model, not a curated record.